AGAAUUAGUUAAGAAUCUGCGAUGGCUCUACCGUAAUUAUUCCAAAUUUCAGGCCCGUUUCCGUUAACCUCUUCUUCGUUUCCCGCAGUUUUUAAGUUACCAGAGCUCGUUUGCUCCCUCCUUCGCUCUGUGAAACACAAGAUAUUUAUCUCUCUAUCUCUCUGAGCUUCAACAACGGCUGCAAUGGCGAAGAACUUGAGAGGAGUUCUCGUCUCAUUCUUCAUCGCUAUCUCUCUACUCUUUGCCGGCGAUGCUCACGCGCACAAUGUCACGCGCCUCCUGGCGAAGCACCCAUCGUUCUCCACCUUCAGCCAUUACCUGACCCAGACCCACCUCGCCGACGAGAUCAACCGGAGAACCACCAUCACCAUAUGCGCCGUCGAAAACUCCGCCAUGUCCGACAUCAUCUCCAAGGGCUACACCAUCUCCACCAUCAAAAACAUCCUGUCCCUCCACGUCCUCCUCGACUAUUUUGGCGCCAAAAAGCUCCACCAGAUCCGCGACGGCUCCGCCCUCGCCGCCACGCUCUUCCAGGCCACGGGCUCGGCUCCGGGAACAACUGGAUUCGUCAACAUCACAGAUCUGAGGGGAGGCAAGGUCGGAUUCGGACCGGACGGCGGAGAUCUGUCGGCGUUCUUCGUGAAAUCCCUAGAGGAGGUUCCGUACAACAUAUCAAUCAUCCAGAUAAGCAAGGUCCUGCCGUCGGAGGUGGCGGCGGCUCCGACGCCGGCUCCGGCGGAGAUGAACCUCACCGGAAUAAUGUCGGCGCAUGGCUGCAAGGUCUUCGCUGAGGCCCUACUCGCCAACCCCGGAGCUUCCAAGACGUACCAGGAGAGCGUGGAAGGAGGGAUGACGGUGUUCUGUCCAGGGGACGAAGCCAUGAAAGGGUUCAUGCCGAAAUACAAGAACUUGACGGGUCCGAACAAAGAAGCAUUCAUGGAGUUCCUGGCGGUGCCGACGUACUACUCGAUGGCGAUGCUCAAAUCCAACAAUGGUCCGAUGAACACUCUCGCCACCGACGGCGCCAACAAGUUCGAGCUCACUGUCCAGAACGACGGCGAUGACGUCACCCUCAGGACCAGGAUCGACUCCGUCAAGAUCACCGAUACUUUGAUCGACGAGGAGCCCCUCGCCAUCUACGCAACCGAUAAGGUUUUGUUGCCGAAAGAGCUGUUCAAGGUGGCGGAAGCCCCAACGCCUUCUCCUGCUCCGGCUCCGGAAGAUGAGGCUGCGGAUUCGCCGAAGGCCUCCAAGGGGAAGAAGAAGAAGAAGACCAAGGAGGCUCCUUCGCCGGACUCUUUGGAUGAUUCGGAAUCACCGGCGGAUUCGCCUGAAGGUGAUAACGUGGCUGAUCAGACAGCUGACGAUGCCGGAGACAGGAUCGGCGGAGGAGCUAAGUUCGGUUUUGUCAUGAGUUUGCUCUGCUUUUGCGCUUCCUGGCUGCUCUAGUUCUUAUCAUUUUUCCUUUAUAAAAAAAAAAAAUUUAAUUUGCAUGAAUGAAUGAGCUUUGGGGUAAAUAAAACGGGUGUUAUUAUUUAUUUCCCCUAUUUGAUUUGUUUUUUUUUUUUUUGGCGUUUUAGUUAGUGUGGUUUAUGUGUAACGCGACUUGGGCAGUUGGGCUACUGAAGUUUGGACACGCGCUCACCCCCGCGCGUGGGAAUACACGUGUUAAAUUUUAUUAUCAAGCUUUCGGGAGUG
Molecule: messenger RNA, 1698 nt
Organism: Tarenaya hassleriana
Lineage: Eukaryota; Viridiplantae; Streptophyta; Magnoliopsida; Brassicales; Cleomaceae
Product: fasciclin-like arabinogalactan protein 1
Exons: 4
Coding region: 184-1449 (421 amino acids)
Biological process (GO): shoot system development; root development
Cellular component (GO): plasma membrane
Source: RefSeq, a predicted model, not a curated record